Messenger RNA from Sorghum bicolor (sorghum), 1054 nucleotides. Its product is annotated as gamma carbonic anhydrase-like 2, mitochondrial. The record is from RefSeq and is a predicted model, not a curated record. The transcript is spliced from 2 exons. Bases 33 to 821 code for a protein of 262 amino acids. NCBI's taxonomy places the organism in Eukaryota, Viridiplantae, Streptophyta, Magnoliopsida, Poales, Poaceae.
ACCCCUCUCCACCUCCGACGACCACCACCACCAUGGCGGCCGCCUCCCUCGCGCGUCUCUCCCGCCGCGCCACCGCCUCCGCCUCCGCGGCGGCGCCGUCCCUCCGGCGCCUCCUCUCGGCCACCUCCACCGCCCCCGCCGCGGCAUCCGCCCCGCCGCCGCCCCCGAGCGCGGCCGCCGCCGCGGCCGUGGGCGCGGAUCGGGUGCGGUGGGACUACCGCGGGCAGCGGCAGCUCGUGCCGCUGGGACAGUGGAUGCCCAAGGUGGCCGUGGACGCGUACGUCGCCCCUGAGGCCGUGCUCGCCGGCCAGGUCACCGUCCACGACGGCGCCUCCGUCUGGAGCGGCGCCGUCCUGCGGGGGGAUCUCAACAAGAUCACGCUCGGCUUCUGCGCCAACGUCCAGGAGCGAUGCGUCCUCCAUGCCGCAUGGGCGGCGCCCACAGGGCUUCCAGCUGAGACACUUGUUGACCGGUACGUGACAGUGGGUGCCUACUGUCUGCUGCGCUCUUGCACCAUCGAGCCCGAGUGCAUCAUUGGCCAGCACUCUAUCCUCAUGGAAGGUUCGCUGGUUGAGACCAACUCAAUCCUUGAAGCUGGCUCUGUAUUGCCCCCAGGAAGGCGGAUUCCGACCGGUGAACUCUGGGCUGGAAGCCCGGCUAGGUUUGUUCGGAAGCUGACCAAUGAGGAGAUCAUGGAGAUUCCAAAGCUCGCAACUGCCAUCAACGAUCUGAUGCAAAGCCAUUUCUCAGAGUUCCUGCCUUACUCUAACGCUUAUUUGGAGGUAGAGAAGUUGAAGAAGUCGUUCUCGAUCCCCCUGUAAGAGUAUGUUGCCACCCUCGUCCAGCUGAGUGAAUGAGGAAAUAAAGGUUCCCCAAUACUAGAUGUUUUUGUAUUGAAUCAAACUUCUACUCUGGGUUUGAUCUUUUAUGCCGCAAUUUUUUUUUGGGGUUCAUUGUUGUUGUGAGCAUGGGGACACAUGCAGGAAUCAUGUCUGAGUAUCUUUUACACAACCCAAUGAACUGUCUAUUUUUUUUCAUUGUCUGUUGAAUUCAA